CGAGAGCCACACAUAACGUGUACUGUAUAAGACUAGAUUCACAUAAUAUUUAUAAGCUAUCAAUAAUUUUAUUGUUUUUUAUUAGAUAUAGAGAUAUAUGAUAAAAAUAAUAUAUAAUAAUGAAGGCUGUAGACACGAUACUUUUUGAUGUUUCGAAGAAUGAAAUGUUCAAGAUAAAUGAGAAUAUGAAGUUGCUGCACAGAAAGUUGAAGACAGCUUGGAAGAUAAUGAUUAAUCGCGACGAGUUGUCAGCUAGCGUAUUGCAGGAUGUUAGAGUCCUUGUGAUACCCGGGCCACAGAAUGUGUUCAAUGAUGACGAGCUCGCUCUUUUGAAGAGUGUUGUUGAGAGAGGCGACUCCGUGCUCGUGAUGAUGACGGAUGGUGGAGAGGAAAGGAUGAACACCAAUAUAAACUUCUUCUUAGAAGAAUAUGGAAUUGUUGUUAACAAUGAUUGUGUUGUACGUGCUAAAUACCAUAAAUUUUAUCAUCCAAAAGAAUGCCACAUAUCUAAUGGCAUUCUAAACCGUGCUGUUGUGAAGUAUCUUAUGAAAAUGCCAAAUUACAUCAGUGAAUCAGACGAUUUCCUCGAGGACCCGCCAUCACCGAACUUCGUGUAUCCCUACGGCGCCACGUUGACUGUCAAAAAACCAGCUGUUGGUAUCCUCUCCAGCAGUGACGUCUGCUAUCCGGUUAAAAGACCGCUAGCCGCUAUGUAUACUUCAGAAAAAAGUGGUGGGAAGCUUUUCGUCAUUGGAUCGGGACAUUUCUUUACUGAUCAUUAUUUAGAGAGCGAGUGCAAUGACCUCAUUCGUGAAUUAAUUUUCAAUCACCUCGGAGGUAUGACGGAGUUGGUCUUAAACCCUGUGGAUAUAGAAGACCCUGAUGUGAGUGAGUAUCGCACGUUGUGUGAUACUCUCUACCUGUCUCUCCUCUCGCUCCCCGAGCCUGCGUCUUGUCCACCUCCGCGUUUCACCCUUCAUCCACACGCCCUCGUCGCUUGGAGGCUGUUCUCACUGAAUCUGUCGCAUUUGCCGGAAGUCUUAGAGCUGUAUGGAGAGCUCAGAAUUAAACAUGAACCUUUAAGACUGAUAGCGCCACAAUUCGAGACGCCGUUCCCACCGCUACAGCUUGCGGUAUUCUCCCCAACAUUCCGUGAGCUCCCUCCGCCGCCCCUGGAACUGUUUGAUCUGGACGAAGCGUUCAGCUCGGAGAGGACGCAACUCGCCAGGAUACUCAACAAGUGUAUACAACCACAGACAGACAGGAUGGCUCAAGGUGACAAUCGCCAAACGGAGUCGGAACUAGAGUACCUGGUCCGUGAGUGCGGACGAGCGGUCAGAUUGACCCGGGCCCUGGAGGACGGGCCGGCUGUUAGUGUCCUCCACCAGCUGGCGGUACAGGUGGCCACAUUCAAGAAGAUCGCACCCAGAGACUAGAACACACAGACAUACAUAUUUUAUAUAUAACGUAAAAAAUAAGAGACGAAGAUCAAAACAGAAGGCUUUGGAGGGAAGUCGUAAUGUGAAUAAAAUAUAUUUGAGUUAAA
Molecule: messenger RNA, 1546 nt
Organism: Danaus plexippus (monarch butterfly)
Lineage: Eukaryota; Metazoa; Arthropoda; Insecta; Lepidoptera; Nymphalidae
Gene: IFT52
Product: intraflagellar transport protein 52 homolog
Exons: 9
Coding region: 120-1436 (438 amino acids)
Biological process (GO): cilium assembly; intraciliary transport
Cellular component (GO): cilium; intraciliary transport particle B; centriole
Source: RefSeq, a predicted model, not a curated record